Molecule: messenger RNA, 892 nt
Organism: Pangasianodon hypophthalmus (striped catfish)
Lineage: Eukaryota; Metazoa; Chordata; Actinopteri; Siluriformes; Pangasiidae
Gene: s100t
Product: S100 calcium binding protein T
Exons: 3
Coding region: 127-456 (109 amino acids)
Molecular function (GO): transition metal ion binding; calcium ion binding
Source: RefSeq, a predicted model, not a curated record
AAGAAGUGGAUGAGAGGAGGGCAAGAGCAGUAUAUAAGACACAGUCCGCCUCGACUUCCUUUACACAGCCACUAGCUUCUCUUUUUCUUCAACGAAAGUAAAGGGAGCACUCUUCUGACACUCAGAAUGUCUACCCUGAACUCGGAGAACGCCUCCACACUGGAGAACGCCAUGCAGCUGAUGAUCCAGACCUUCCAUAAGUACUCUGGUAACGAGGGAGACAAAUACACACUCAGCAAGAGUGAGCUCAAAGAUUUGCUUACCCAGGAGCUAGGAAACUAUCUGGGGAAUGCACAGGACAAGGAUGCUGUAGAGAAGGUGAUGGGCGACCUGGACUCAAACAAUGACGGUGAGGUGGACUUCACAGAGUUCGUCAUCCUAGUCGGCGCACUCACCGUGGCCUGCAACGACUUCUUCCAGGAGUACAAUGCAGAGAAAGGUGCUAAGAAGGAGUAGACGCUGUUUCAUCUCUCUGAACUAAAGCUAACAAAUGACCACUGAAUGAAAAAAGGAAAAAAGGAAAAAAGCUGACAGAUUAAGGGAUAUAUGUGUAUACCAAUCUACGCACACCAAUACCACCAAUGUAUAAUUCUACACAUAAUGGGCCACAAAACACAUCUGUUGGUGGGCAGUGGUCAUACGGAAGUAAAAUAUAAAUUAGAGGGAGUGAAAUCCAGUCCAGUGAUGGUCAUUGUUGAUUAUGUGUAUAUUGUCACUUCAUUUUCCUUUCAUUUUUAUUAAAAACCUUUUUGUGUCUGUUCAUUAUCUUCAGCAUUAUAAUAAAGAUCACAUUUUAAAAGCACAAUUAAUUAUCCACUGUGAUUUUUGUCCUAUAUGACAAGUUUUUGUUUUGUAACUGGCAGAAGCUAUAGUUUUAACCUAACCCUUCAGU